Molecule: messenger RNA, 1575 nt
Organism: Symbiodinium pilosum
Lineage: Eukaryota; Dinophyceae; Suessiales; Symbiodiniaceae
Source: the annotation of a GenBank genome assembly
AUGGAGAUCGGGGCCCAUCAGGUCCCUUUCACUGGGGUGCGCGAGCAGACGCCUCUCGUGCACUACAAUGACACCUAUCAGUCAGCAACUCGUGCGCACGACCUUGAAUCGGACUGCAUCCUUGUAGUGGGCGCAGCACGCAAUGCAACCAGUGACCAAGGCCUCAUGCUGGACGUAUGCGCCUGUGGCAUCAGUGGCACUGUUCUGCAGAGCUGCCAGCGCUGGCAGCACACAGAACACAACGGAUCUGGUACCUGGAACGUGGCCGUGCGUUCGGCUUUGCCGAAGGAUCCAUCCAGCGGCGGGGCGGCGCAGAUAUUGCUGAAGGGCCGAGAAGGCCUACUGCAUAUGAGCUACCGAGCCGGAUCAGCAGAGCAUCUCAACCAUGACACCUCCUGGCGAAAGCUGGAAGAGAUCCUCCGAGUCUUCUCGCUUCCGGGCUGCUUCCUCAGAAUUCUCACAGCAUCCCGCGUGCAACUGAACAGUAAAGAUUUGGUUCGGCUCGGAACGCAUUAUGACUUGCAUGUAGAUGGCAUUGCUGAGCAACUGAGUGGUUCAUCGCUGCAUUCUCCGUUGUCGAAGCCCUUCUCUGUACAAGAGGCACUUCGCGGGAUCACUCCAGAGCAGGACACGUUGCACCUUCCAGGAGUCACAAGCACUGCCGUGGAGGACUUUGUUGCAUUUCUCUACACUUCACAGCUACCUUGGGACCGUCCAGCAUUCGAGGAUGACUUGGAAAAGCGCGUUUGUGAACUUUGCAAUGCAGCCGUAGUGUCGGAGACGCCGUCGCUGGAGCUCUGCUGCCGCGGUUGGCUAGUUGCCUCGGGCCAGAUCCAAAACCACGAGCUGUGGGAGCUAAAGUCCAUCGAAGACUUUGAGAUGGAAUCCUGGUCCAGUUGCAAGGUUGCAGCGGGAUCUAUUGUUGGACGCGGCCUUCCUGGCGCAGUGCUGCAGGAUGACGUGGCAACGCUCUUGGACGAGGUCAGAGACAGCAACAGCAUGCCGCUAGAAGACAAAGUGACUGUCAUACUCGGCAAGCGCUGCUGCAGUGGUUCUACAUCCACGCCACGCUUGGAGGCUCACCGCUGCAUCCUGGCAGCUUGCAGCGGCUUCUUCUCAGCCGCGCUAUCGUCUAACUUCCUUGAGCGUGACGGCCUUAUUCACCUCGGCUUCGUUGAGGAGCACCUCUUGUGCGGCGAUGAAAGCGAUGUGGAGGUUGCAAGAAUUGCGUUCCGGGCCUUGAUUCGUUACCUCUACACUGGGCAGUUGGAUGUUGAAGUGCCUUCCGCAGUCGACUUGUUGGCACUCUUGCGAGGCAACUUCUUGCAGCUCGAAGGACCUCUCGACAAGGCUUGUGAAGCGUGUAAGCAGAUGGCAUUGUCUGCCACACUGCAGGAUUUGGCGGGAGUUGCUAGGCGUGCGGCGGAGCUUGGCCUGGAAGACAUUGCAGAGGCAGCUCUGCAUCGCCUGGCGGACUCCAUGUGCGAUCAGGAUGCUUGCCAGGCCGGGACGAUAAGGAAUGCUGCUGCAAAGCUGUCGCACUCGCUCUUGGUUGAGCUUGUGGCUUGCCUUGCG